UGAGUUCAGAGGGAUUCAGCUCGGACGUGUCAUGAGGAGAACUGAACGGAGACCAGUGAUAUACAUGAGUCGUUUCGGUCUGUGCCACACAGGAAUAAAUCUGCCGUCUUUAAAGUUUCACUUCAGUCGUUUGAGUCAUUUUAGGUGCUGUGGUGGAUCUGGCUUAUUGCACAUGUGAGUUUUCCUCCAGCAAUGAAACCCUGGCCUAUUAUGGCCUGGGGCCUAAUGCUGACCGCCAUCACUGGCUGGAUAAAAAAUGCUCAAUCAAGGGACUUUACAGAAAAAGACAUAAUUUUCCUCCAUCCCUCAAGUAAGCCAACCCCAUAUCCAGGAGGAUUUAAAUGCUUUACUUGUGAAGAUGCACCUGACAACUAUGAAUGCAAUCGCUGGGCUCCAGAUUUGUACUGUCCAAGAGAGAGCAGAUAUUGCUACACACAUCAUAAGAUGAUCUGGGAUGGGACCACAGUGUCAGUCACAAAGCGUUGUGUGGCACUGGAAGACUGUCUUGCAACAGGGUGCACUGAGAUAGAUCAUGAAGGAAACAAGGUGUGCACAGCCUGUUGUGAAGGGAACAUCUGUAACAUGCCCCUCCCACAAAACGAGACUGACGCCAUCUUUGCCACCACAUCCCCCAUUAACAAGAGCAUGCGACCGGCACAGAGUCAUGUGCUGCUGCUUUCUUUCUGUAUCAUCAGCCUGAUGCUCCACAGUAUUAACUGAAAGAGUUGUCCAUAGUGGAAUAAACCGUAAUGGCAGUACUUUUGGAAAUUAUUUGAUGACAGCUGACUUUUUGAGGACAGCUGUGGGCAUCACUUUUCUCAACAUGAAGUGUUAAUUGUUUGACGUAAGAAUACGUUUUCAUGAUUCUUAUACUAAUGUUAAUCCAAUUUCUAUAACUGCUUAUCCUAUGUAGGGUCGCAGAGAGUGCUGGAGCCUAUCCCAGCUACUUUGGGUCGUAGGCAGGGUAUCACCCUGGACAGAUGGUUAGUCCAUCACAGGGCUAACACACAGACAAACACAUUCACACUCUCACUCACACCUACGGGCAAUUUAGAGUUUUCAGUUCACUUAACCUGCAUGUUUUUGGACUGGAGGGAUACCAGAGCACCUGGAAGAACACAUGCGAACAAAGGGAAAACUCUAGGACUUGGCCUAGUUCUGUGAGGUGACAGUGCUAACAACUGGGCCACCAUGCCACCUGUUUACUAUGAAAAAAUAUAGUCCAGGAUAGGGACUAAAAACAAAAUGUUUAUCCUUUUGUUUCGUUCUAAGCUGAAACAGUACUUUUUCAUUCUGGUUUCCGGCGCUCAAAGGCCUCCUUCCUACAGUUAUUGUUCUUUUUAAAAUGACUGUACUCUAUGCUAAGAGAAACAAGAUAAAAAUAAGGGACUUCUGAAAAUAAGUGAUUACAUUUUAUUUGAAUUAUCAGCAUAAAAAUCAUAAUAUGUAUAGUAUACUGUAUAGUAGUUUAGAUCAAAUAAUGCAUUUUCAAUAAUAUUAAAUAUCCCAAAAAAUAUUUUAAAUAUACAUCUGAUGAUCUAAAAUCAAUUACAGUUCUUCUUCUUUCGGCUGCUCCCGUUAGGCUCGCCACAUACAUGAUAUUUGACUUGGCACAGGUUUUACGCCCAGUGGCCGGGGGAUUCUAACUCACACCUACGGGGCAAUUUAGAGUCUUCAGUUAACUUUAUAUGCAUGUUUUUGGACUUGUGGGGGAAACCGGAGCACCCGGAGGAAACCCAUGCAAACACAGGGAGAACAUUUAAACUCCACAUAGAAAGCCCCAGUUGAGCCGGGACUCGAACCCGGGACCUUCUUGCUGUGAGGCCUAAAAUAAUUUACCAUUAAUAGCCUAAAUAUAUCAGUUCUGCAUACACAAUCUGUAUUUGGACUAAAUGUUUUUGUACCCCCUGAGUGUGCCAGCACAGACCAUGUUCUUCAGGAGCUAAUAAAGUACUAGAAUCAACUUCUAUAAUGCUUUAAUAACCAACAUUGGGGUAAAACAGAAGGACACAUUCAUCGCUCUUGGCUCUUACAUAUCUGUUCUAAUGCAUCAUAAUUAACAAUAAUCCAGUGAAGACUUGAAAACUACUGAGAAAUUAACUUUUUAUGUCUAAAAAUAUUUUAAUCGUGCCUGUAUAGUGUAUGUAGUAAUUAUAUAUAUUUGUUAAGAAAGGUCUUCAACUUGAAGGCUAAAUCCACAAUGUGCAAUUAGGAAAAGAAAUGUGUGAUGCAGCGUUUUUAUUCAGAACCAAAGCAUAUGCUGAUGUUCGACUAAAAAGAGAGAAACCUCAAAUUUUUUCAUUCAACAGAAAGUGGAGUAGUUCUGAAAGUUUACUGUGAUAAACCCUUUGGUCUUUAGUUUCAUGAAGAAAAAAAUCGCAAAUAAAAAUAAUUUUUUUAUCAUUAAAAUAAAGUAACAUUUUCACUUCGGAACAACUGACUUUGUUUCCAUUUUGGGUUACGUUCCACAAAAAACUAUUUCAUCGGCUUACGAUUUGUGUUUUUGUUCCUUCUACGUUAUUUUAGUCGGUGGUCCAGGAUGCAAUACUGUAGAACUUCUUACAACCAGCUUCAAAAAUAUGGGUUAAAAACCAAAGUUUUUGAAGUCAUUUCCUUCAGCCUGUGUGGACUUGUCUAGCAGGCUCUGAACUGGACCAUGCUGUACACAGGAAAGGAAGAGUUAGGGUGGGAAGUGAGAUAUUUAUGGCAAAACUGAAACAAAACUGCACAACUUUGUUUUUAAUCAAUGUGAUUCGUGUUUUAUACAUUUGUAAAGAUAUAUUUAUUUUUGUAUUCAUUUUUUGUAGGCGACUGAGCAUAAUUUAGGAGUCAAGCUAACUUUCCACCCAAAACAGGUAACUCCUCUCAUCGUUGUUGUAUGGUUAGAGUAUUUUGGUCAACAUGGGGGAAGGGCUUGGCACCUAGGAAACAAGCUCUAUGUUUCAUCUAGAAACAGUAUGGAAAAAAAGUGCUUCCUCACUCCUAUUAAAAGAACGUUCUAUUUUAGUUUUUGCACUCUUGUUUGUUACUGUUACAUAUUGCAACAUAAUCUUAAAGCACUUGUGUACAGAUUUUUGUCAUGUGGAUGCUUUUAGUGACUUUUGAAGAAUUUCUAAUGACCUAAUUCCUCAUUAGCAUUUGGCCUCCACAAUAUAGCCUACAGUGUAGGGCUUUGUUAUUAUAAUGUAUGUUCCUAAAACACAUUUGUCAAUCCAUUGUUCUGUGCUUUAACAUUUCCUAAUCAUGAUUCUUAGCUGACAGUGCCAUCAGUAAAAAAGUGUUGAGUUGUUAUUUUAUUGUAAUUGUUUUUCUAGCUUUAUGAUUUAUUUUGGCGACCUCCCCAGCUGGAAAAUCUAUUUCCUGUCUUUGCUUUGUCUUGGAAAAAGAUAUGAAAGAGAUAUGUUGAGAUAUGAAAAGUAUUGUAGCAUUCGCUGAAAUCAGUAACAUUUAAGGGAAUGGUGAUCACAGAAGGGCUAAAACUCUAGUGUAUUUACUCAGGUAAUUAUGGAUCACCUAGUGCCAGUUAACUAAUGAAUAGAACACCUUUAACCUGAGUAGACCCAGCCAAACUUUUUGAAGGUUAACUGAGGUUUUAUGCAGAAAUCUUUUCUCAGAAUGUGCUGAUAUAAAAUCAGCUCUCCUUAGCUCAGAUUUUUAUGAUUAUGUACAUUUUUUUACUCUCAUCUCAACUGUAACAAAAUAAUAAUAAUAAUAGGACUUGUAAUGAGUUUGCAUGAUCUUCUUCUACUUACAAAAGUGGGACUACUGCAUGCCAACAUGUGCCAAGACUUUUUCUAUGCUUGUUUGGAAUAUUCCUGUAUAUUCUUGUGUAUAUAAAUGUGGAUGUGCUUUGUAAUGUCAAGCUAAAGAUAAGUAUGUUUUAAAUCACAGCUUUGGAGUAAUUUUUUAACACCUGUGGUUGUUUCUUACUUGUGUUGUUAUGUAUUAAUUGUAAUGUAAGAAAGUUUACCAUUGUUUUGUUUACUGAUAAUAAAAAUGAAU
This is a messenger RNA of Xyrauchen texanus (razorback sucker), 4002 nucleotides long. It is a transcript of the gene lypd6, whose product is annotated as LY6/PLAUR domain containing 6. The coding region runs from base 193 to 720 and encodes 175 amino acids. The record is from RefSeq and is a predicted model, not a curated record. Gene Ontology annotation, biological process: positive regulation of canonical Wnt signaling pathway. The transcript has 5 exons. NCBI's taxonomy places the organism in Eukaryota, Metazoa, Chordata, Actinopteri, Cypriniformes, Catostomidae. Gene Ontology annotation, molecular function: acetylcholine receptor inhibitor activity.